AUGACCAAAGAUUUCAAGAAGCACGACAUCGUCAUCAUCGGAGCUGGACCAGUUGGUCUGCUCUUGUCUGUCUGCCUAACACGAUGGGGUUAUGAUGUGAGGCAUAUCGACAAUCGACCAGUGCCUACGGCCACCGGUCGUGCUGAUGGCAUUCAACCUCGAACGUUGGAGAUUCUUAGAAAUCUAGGGCUCAAACGGAAGAUCAUGGCCUACGACCCAGCUAGAGUCUUUGAAGUCGCUUUCUGGGACCCCGCGCCAGGUGGCAAGAUCGUCAGGACUGGCACCUGGGCCAGCUGUCCCAGCUUCCUCGAUGCCAGAUAUCCCUUCACUGCACUGCUUCACCAGGGUCUGAUUGAACGAGUCAUGAUCGACGACCUCCGCAUGAACGGCAACAAUGUUCAGAGACCCUGGACCAUCACACGAUUUGAGACCAAUAACGCAGACCCAGGAUAUCCUGUAGAAGUGGAACUCAAGAACCUGGAUAGCAAUGUCACCGACACCGUUCGAACCAAAUACCUCUUCAGUGGCGAGGGCGCAAAAAGCUUCGUUCGCGAACAGCUCAAGGUCCCGAUCCGACACAAAGAUCCCAUUUCUCACGUCUGGGGUGUCAUGGAUGGUGUUGUACGGACCAAUUUUCCCGACAUCAAGAUGAAAUGUACGAUUCAUUCCGACCAUGGCAGUAUCAUGGUCAUCCCUCGUGAGGACAACAUGGUCCGCCUGUAUAUCCAGAUCGCUUCCUCCACUGACCCGGACUUCAACCCUCGCAAGACAGCAACCGUGGAAGAAGUUCAAGCUGCAGCCAAACAUAUCUUCGAGCCCUAUUAUUGCGAUUGGGACCGUGUUGAAUGGUACUCCGUAUAUCCGAUUGGCCAGGGCAUCGCAGAGAAAUACACGCUUGACCAUCGGGUCUUCAUGGGCGGCGAUGUCUGCCACACGCACUCUCCCAAAGCUGGCCAAGGCAUGAACACUGCUUUCCACGAUGCCAUCAACCUCGCCUGGAAGCUUCAUCACGUCGAGUCCGGUUUUGCCUCCCGUUCCGUUCUCUCCACAUAUGAGACCGAGCGUAAGUCGGUCGCCGAAACGCUUCUCGAUUUCGACAACAAGUAUGCCGCCCUCUUCUCCACGCGGCAACCCUCUUCUUCCGAAGUUUCCUCUGCCUCGAAUAGCAGUACCUCUCACCACACCAACACAUCAGCUCCCGAGGAUGAGAACCCCUUCGUGGCGAUGUUCAAAGCCAAUUGUGAAUUCACUGCCGGCUACGGCGUCGCUUAUGGGCCCAAUAUCUACAACCAUUCAGCCGAGCACACUUAUCAACAUCCUCUUUUACUGACCAACCAUCCUAAACUACGGACUGGCCGGAUCAUGCCUAAUAGCAAUGCGACGCGUGUUGCCGACGCCAAUUUUGUGCAUCUCGAGAACGAGAUUCCCUGCAAUGGAUCCUUUCGACUCUUCAUAUUCGCCGGCCUGCAAUCUUCAGCCAAGAAAGGGGAGCACAAAGCGUUAUCUGAUUUUGCCACCGCGCUGCAGGCUCCCACAUCAUUCUAUAGCCGCUUUGGCUGGGCGGACGAGGAGCGGGAUACGCAUCACGAUCACAAUAACCCUCACACGCCGCUGUUCUCCCUCGCAUUGGUCGUAGCAGCCAGAAGGCCCGAGAUUGAAGUCUCCAAUCUGCCGGAACUGUUCCAUGACUAUGCGGCAAGGGUUUAUGCGGAUGAUGUGUGGCAGAAAGCCGUCCCAGAUGCGAAGGCGCCGAGUCAUGCAAAGACAGGCUUCGAAGGUGAUGAGGGCGGGGUGGUUGUUGUGAGGCCGGAUGGCCACGUGGCCUGCGCGGUUCGGCUGGUGGGCAAAGAGACGGUGGAUGCGCUGGAAGGGUAUUUUGCUACUUUCCUGGACAAGACUGGCAGAAAGGCGAGGGCAAGAGAGCCCAAGUUUGGGCUUGGAGGAGGAGCGCAGAGAGUACGGGCUCAGCUGUGA
Molecule: messenger RNA, 1974 nt
Organism: Cyphellophora europaea CBS 101466
Lineage: Eukaryota; Fungi; Ascomycota; Eurotiomycetes; Chaetothyriales; Cyphellophoraceae
Exons: 1
Coding region: 1-1974 (657 amino acids)
Molecular function (GO): FAD binding
Source: RefSeq, a predicted model, not a curated record